Messenger RNA from Phragmites australis (common reed), 2171 nucleotides. Its product is annotated as 2,3-bisphosphoglycerate-independent phosphoglycerate mutase-like. Gene Ontology annotation, molecular function: manganese ion binding. Lineage: Eukaryota; Viridiplantae; Streptophyta; Magnoliopsida; Poales; Poaceae. Bases 231 to 1922 code for a protein of 563 amino acids. Gene Ontology annotation, biological process: glucose catabolic process. The record is from RefSeq and is a predicted model, not a curated record. The transcript has 9 exons. Gene Ontology annotation, cellular component: cytoplasm.
AGACACACGGCCAUGUGUCGGUGUCGAACUGUCACGUAGUUCGUCCACAAGGAAGGCGGCGGCGCGCCGAGAGCCCGAGACCCUUCCAGAGCAAAGAAGCCAGGCCACCUGCGUACAAAACCCGACGAGCGAGCAGACGCCAGAACCAAAAGCAAAACUCUGCCCGUCUGCACGCACCCAAUCCGAACCGCUUGCUUCGGUAACCGAGCGUUUGAUUGGUCGCGCAUCGCAUGGCGACGAGGCGGCCGGCGGAGGGGAGGCCGUGGGAGCUGGCGGCACACCCGCGGCUGGCGAAGGGGAAGGUGGUGGGCGUGGUGGUGCUGGACGGCUGGGGCGAGGCGGCGCCCGACCCCUUCAACUGCAUCCACGUCACCGACACGCCCACCCUCGACGCCCUCAAGAAGGGGGCUCCGGAGAGAUGGAGGCUCAUCAAAGCGCACGGGACAGCGGUGGGGCUGCCCACGGAUGACGACAUGGGGAACAGCGAGGUCGGCCACAAUGCGCUCGGAGCAGGCCAGAUAUAUGCGCAGGGUGCAAAGCUGGUGGAUCUGGCGCUCGCCUCCGGGAGGAUAUACGAGGGGGAAGGUUUCAAGUACAUCCAGCAGUCCUUCGAGAACGGCACUCUGCACCUCAUCGGUUUGCUCAGCGACGGAGGCGUGCACUCACGAUUUGAUCAGCUGCAGUUGCUUCUGAAAGGGGCUAGUGAGCAUGGCGCGAGGAGGAUCCGGGUUCACGUCCUCACGGAUGGCCGCGAUGUGUUGGAUGGCAGCAGCGUCAAGUUCGUGGAGAUGCUUGAGGAGGACCUCGCUGGGCUACGGGAGAAGGGCGUCGAUGCGAGAAUCGCGUCUGGCGGAGGCAGGAUGUAUGUCACAAUGGAUCGUUAUGAGAAUGACUGGCAGGUUGUGAAGCGGGGUUGGGAUGCGCAUGUCCUUGGUGAAGCCCCACACAAGUUCAAGAACGCUCUUGAGGCCGUAAAAAAGCUCAGGGAGGAUCCAAAGGCCAACGACCAGUAUUUACCCCCCUUUGUUAUAGUUGACGAAAGCGGAAAACCGGUCGGCCGGAUACAGGAUGGAGAUGCUGUUGUGACGUUCAAUUUCAGAGCUGACCGAAUGGUGAUGUUUGCAAAGGCACUGGAAUAUGAGAACUUUGACAAAUUUGAUCGAGUCAGAUUCCCCAAGAUACGUUAUGCCGGUAUGCUUCAGUAUGACGGCGAGCUAAAACUUCCAAGUCAUUAUCUUGUUGCUCCCCCAGAGAUGGAGAGAACAUCCGGUGAAUACUUAGCGCGCAAUGGCAUACGCACCUAUGUUUGCAGUGAGACCGUCAAAUUUGGUCAUGUGACCUUUUUCUGGAAUGGUAAUCGAUCUGGUUACUUCGACCCAAACUUGGAAAAAUAUGAAGAAAUUCCUAGUGACACCGGCAUCCCCUUUAAUGUUCAGCCGAAAAUGAAGGCCAUGGAAAUUGCACAGAAGGCAAGGGAUGCCAUCCUGAGUCGCAAAUUUGAUCAGGUAAGGGUCAACAUUGCAAAUGGAGAUAUGGUUGGUCAUACAGGUGACAUUGAGGCUACAAUCGUCGGAUGCAAGGCAGCUGAUGAAGCCGUUAAGAUCAUCCUUGACGCCAUCGAGCAAGUGGGGGGCAUUUUUGUGCUCACUGCCGACCAUGGAAACGCCGAGGACAUGGCGAAAAGAGAUAAAUCUGGAAAACCACUGCGUGACAAAGAUGGGAAGGUCCAAAUCCUCACUUCACACACGCUCAGUCCUGUUCCAAUCGCCUUUGGAGGUCCUGGGCUCGCACCUGGGGUCAGGUUCCGGACGGACCUCCCAAACGCCGGCCUCGCUAAUGUCGCAGCGACAGUCAUGAGCCUUCAUGGGCUUGAGGCCCCUGAUCACUAUGAGCCGACACUCAUCGAAGUUGUCGACAAGUGAUGAAUGAAAGAAUCGCUCUUCAUCAUGGUAAUCAGCAGUCUUUGCAGCUCCCAACCUCAACAAUUCAUCAGCAGGCAUACAAAAGCGCCACCCAAUGACCCAUCGAUGAGAGACUACUUAGGCAGGUUGCCGCUAGUUGCUAAGUCCGUUAGAAUAAAUGUUACGAUAAGCUACAGUAGCAGUGGCUUAGGAGCUUGCAUUGUUAUUAUAUGUUAUUGGAGAAGGGGCGAUGGUUUUCUCUAAACUCAU